Plasmodium knowlesi strain H is the source of this 1875-nucleotide messenger RNA. Its product is annotated as conserved Plasmodium protein, unknown function. The transcript has a single exon. NCBI's taxonomy places the organism in Eukaryota, Apicomplexa, Aconoidasida, Haemosporida, Plasmodiidae. The record is from RefSeq and is a predicted model, not a curated record. Bases 1 to 1875 code for a protein of 624 amino acids.
AUGGAAAACCUCGAAGAAUUAUUGCGACAGUACGAAGAGACCAAGCGGGAACUGCUGGAGCGUGUGGGGGUGAACAGGAAUAACGGGGCAACCAAGUCCCCAAGGCGAAACAAACACUACGUAGAAAAGACCAUCCUUCACAGUUUGGAUGGGGUGAUUAAUGCGUACUGCACUCUGGUGAUAUUGCACAGGGAAGGGCGGCAUUCACAUAAAACGAAUAAAAGGAAAGGGGAACCCAAGAAUGGGGACAAUAGGAGAAACAUAAAAGAUACCUGUAAGAACCGGUGGAGUGGGGGGAGGAUAGCCCAUGAUGAGCUCACCAGAAAGGUGGCACAAAGGAAGGCCACACAAGGUAGACACAUAGAAAGAGUAAGUCGGUUUGUUAAAACUGAUAAAGCGAUCGGAAUAUUUGGGAAAUACGUAGAGAAGGUAUUUCGCUUGAGGAGUCGUAGUACCUGCGAUGGGGAUGCGGAACAGAUUGAUGGAUCCGAACUGCAGGGGAUCGACAUCGAAGAUUCCCCCCGUAACGGAUAUAGAGGAUUGCCAAAACGUAGAAUAAAAAUAAUAUUGGAAAAGGAUAUCCACUUUGAUCUCUUCCUUGGAGCAGUCUUGAACUUUCUACAAGUGCUCCUACAUACAAAAUCACAUCCUGUGUAUGCACAGGCGAAUUGCGUUAAGCACAACCCCCCAUGUAUGAACGGCUCAAUCAAGGAGGAUAAGAAAAAUUGGUGGAGCAGGAUGUUAAGCAAAGGGGGGAAAGAAAAGGAAUUCGGGUUACAAGCUAUGCAUAUAAAUAGGCUACCUUCUUAUAAAGAACGUAUUCCCCAUUUUGUAGUGAACCCACAUGGUCCAAGUAAUCCUUCAAAGGAUACUGCUCACGAUGAUGAAAAGAAAAAAGAGAGCAACUUAAAUGAUGAAGAAAGAGAAAGGCAGAACAAAGAUGACCCUUUUAAGUAUUCCCCCAGUGGAGAAAAUUCCCCAUUUUACCCAAUGGACAUGGAAAUGCUAUUGUGGAGUUCGCUCCUGGAUGGAAACCACCACACUUACAAUUAUAUUAUUGGGACAGUAGAUCCAAAUAUGCUAUACAUCAUUGAUAGUGAUAGAAGUUUGUUGAAGAUUCUUUUUUUCUUUAACGUGGUGCACUUGUUUGCAACGUAUAUGUAUGUUACGCUAUGUCGAAACGAACUUCUAUUUUCUUCCAUGUCUGUAUUUGUCACCAUACUUGGGAGCUUCCAUGGGGAAUUCAAAUUGGUGUCGAACGGUGCAACGGAAUGGAAAAACGCCUAUCCCUUUUUGUGCGCCUUCGCCAGCCUCGUAAGGAGGAACAUUCUAUCCCCCUCAACAGGGAAAAACAAUGUGAGCGAUGGAGGUAACCAACGUGGUAAUACAGAAGUCGACAGGCAUAAAACAGAGUACGAGGAGGGUAAGGGCAACUCACACCUUCUGCAGAACUUUGGGGGCCUAUGUUUCGGGGAUGGCAGGAGAGGUUCCUCAGGAAGCGAUGCGCGGAAGGGCAUUCUCCCUGAAGGGCUAAACAAUCAGAAAGAGGGAAAAGGGAAAAGGAAAAAUGAACAAAUAGGAACACCACCAGAUGAUGAGUACUGCUACUACGGAACGGUGACAAAUGAAGAUGAAAUUGAUUCCGUGAACCUAGCGAUAAAUGUAACUAACACGAGCAAGGAGAAUAUUUCUUUUUACAAAAGAUACAUCGAAGAGCACAUCCAGAGGGUGUUCUUAGAUGUGUAUAAAUUGAACGAAGCAAAGAAGGGGGAAUGUUCAAGAGAAAAGAACAAGGAGGAUGGAAUUAGUGAUCCGUCAAUAUUUAAAAACUACAGGGAAUUAUUUCGAAGUUUUUUUCAAGAAAUUGUAUCGUAA